This is a messenger RNA of Helianthus annuus (common sunflower), 1503 nucleotides long. Its product is annotated as tRNA (carboxymethyluridine(34)-5-O)-methyltransferase. Lineage: Eukaryota; Viridiplantae; Streptophyta; Magnoliopsida; Asterales; Asteraceae. Gene Ontology annotation, biological process: tRNA wobble uridine modification. The coding region runs from base 231 to 1214 and encodes 327 amino acids. The record is from RefSeq and is a predicted model, not a curated record. Gene Ontology annotation, cellular component: cytoplasm; nucleus. Gene Ontology annotation, molecular function: S-adenosylmethionine-dependent methyltransferase activity; tRNA binding. The transcript has 2 exons.
CGAAAGAUCGCUAGGGUUUAACCACCAUUAAACACCAAAUUGGCGGCUAAUCGAUUCUCCCAAAAUCCAUCAAUCUGCUAAUUCACAUUCACCAAACCCCCACCCCCACCACCACCACCACCAUCAUCAUUUACGGUUUCCAAUUGAUUCUCAAACCCCUAACCCAAUCAAACCCCCUUAAAUCUAUAUCAUCCACUCUCCAAUUCACCACAACAUCCACCCAACUCACAAUGAAAGAAAUCAUAACAAAGAGAUCUUCAAACCCAGAUGCCAAAUGUUCUUCCUCAAGCGUCCAAUCAACUCCAGAAAUCGAAAAAAAGUACGUCCACCGUGUCUACGAUGCAAUCGCACCUCAUUUCAGCGCUACCCGUUUUGCAAAAUGGCCCAAAGUUUCAACCUUUUUACACAAUUUGCCAUCUGGGUCUGUGGUUUUAGAUGCAGGGUGUGGUAAUGGCAAGUAUUUAGGUUUAAAUCCUGAUUGUUUCUUCAUUGGCUGUGAUAUUAGUGCACCCCUUAUCCAGAUCUGUAGUGACAGGGGUCAUGAGGUUUUGGUUGCAGAUGCUGUGAAUUUACCGUAUCGAAGCGGGUACGGGGAUGCCGCUAUUUCGAUAGCGGUUUUGCAUCAUUUGAGUACUGAGGAUAGGAGGAGGAAAGCUAUUGAUGAGUUGGUUAGGGUUGUUAAAGUUGGUGGGCAUGUUUUGAUUACUGUGUGGGCUGUUGAGCAAGAGGAUGGAUCUUUGCUUAAUAAGUGGACCCCGCUUACGCGAAAGUAUUUGGAAGAGUGGAUUGGGCCGGGUAGCCCACGGGUUCGUAGCGCGUCUGCGGUUACUUUGGAAAGUAUUCCGGAAACUGAGGUGAGUGUUGGGAAUCAAGAAGGUAAAGAUUGUGUUGUGGGGAGUGAGAAUGGAGGUGGGAAUGAUAAGCAACAAGAGUAUUUUGUGCCGUGGCAUUUGCCGUAUCACCGGGCUGAAGUGAGUGGAGCUUCGGCUGGUGCGGUUGAAAAUGGUCUUGCGAGGAAAGAUGAUUCAAAAGGCGCGAUUGUGUAUGAUAGAUAUUAUCAUGUGUUUGGUCAAGGUGAACUUGAAAGUUUGGUUUCUGGCAUGAAGAAUGCAGUUAUUGUGGAUCAAUUUUACGACAAGUCUAAUUGGUGUGUGAUUCUUGAGAAAACUUCAUGGGGGAAGAACAAUACAUUAUCGGGUCAGUUUUACGACUGAAGAUGGUAACAAGACAUCAGAAAGUGAUCAAAACAAAAGGACAGAUGCUUCUUUUGAGCACUUUCGAUGUCCAGAUUUGUACGCGUAUCAUGUCAACUCCCAAUUUUGGGUGCAGGAUUUUGUAGUUCUUGUAGUGGAAACUUUAGUUUUUGUAACCUGAUCUCACAAUUGGAGUUGUUACAUUUCUAUGUUGGAUUUUGAUUUGAGUACCUGUGGUAAUGUAUUGUGAAGCAGAAAAGGUACAACUUUUAAAAUACAUAUAUUAUACAAAUGAUAACAUGUUGGUUCA